AUGCCCUACAUCUCACCCACAGCAACAUUGCGGCCCCCUCCUGCUCCCCAGCCCCCUUCCUCCCCGCUCGCCACCGAGCCUGAGCCUGAGCCAGUAGCACAAAGCGAACCGGUGGCCCCCGAGCCUGCCCAGCCUGUGUCCGAGCCCACCACCUCCGUCGACUCGAUCACAGCGGCACUGGAGGACACGGUGCUGGAGGACACGUUGCUGGAGGACACACCGCUGGACGCCACGUCUCCAGACGCAGCACCCGCGCUGAGCGACUGCGCAACGUCCUCGAGCAGCUUCUCGCUGCAGACCAUCUCGAGUGUGAGGUCCAAUUCGACGGCACCGUCUACCCCAGACGUCAUGGACGACGAUACCACCAUGCUCAGUGCCGAGGCCGUGGCCGCGUACUCGCGCUCCGUCUACGAGUUUACGCUGGAGAUGUACCAACUCGCGCAGGCGCGUGCAUUGAGGAAGACCAAGCCGUAUUCCUUUGCUCUUCCCACUCCAACACAAGUCGCGCCGCCCUAG
Messenger RNA from Apiotrichum porosum, 516 nucleotides. RefSeq lists its product as uncharacterized. The record is from RefSeq and is a predicted model, not a curated record. The transcript is spliced from 2 exons. NCBI's taxonomy places the organism in Eukaryota, Fungi, Basidiomycota, Tremellomycetes, Trichosporonales, Trichosporonaceae. Bases 1 to 516 code for a protein of 171 amino acids.